UUGGGCUGCUUGUUUGGGGGAAGGAGGGGAAGGGAGAGGCGGAGGAGAAGAGCCGGGAAAACAGGAGGCUGGGCUCCCGUGCCCACCAAGGCCAGUGCCAGGGGGCAGAGGGCACGGCUCUCCUCUUUGGUGCCCGCCCCGGCCACGUCUUCUUCGCCCAACUUUCUCCGGAGAAAUCUUCGCCCCCCCCCCCCCCCCCGUUACCCAGGGCCGGCAUCCCGGGCUGCCCCCAGGCCCCGCGCCUCGACGGCCCCUCCCUCCCAUGAGGGGUUAGUUAGGCCCCCGGCCUCGGACUCCGGGGUCCCCGAGGAUGGGCAGGUCCCCCGGGUACCCGGGCCCACUGAUGCUGCUGAUGGUGAUGGUGAUGAGCUGGGGCACAGGCCGGGCCCGAGACGCUCCGGAGGCCGUGUUCCUGGAAAGCCCCCAGAACCUGACGACGUCCCUGGGGAAGAGCGCCCGGCUGCGGUGCUCCAUCCGGCUGGCCGGGGAACCGCCCGAGGUCAGCUGGCUGCGGGACGGACGCCCGCUGGACCUGGCCGACAGUAACCAGGUGCAGGUGCCCAUGAGCGACGACGACGACUGGAUGGUCACCAGCGAGCUCAGCAUCUCCUCCCUGCAGCUGUCGGACUCAGGGAUCUACCAGUGCUCCGUUUCGGUGGCGGGGGACCAGAUCCUCUCCAGGCCAGCCCACCUGGGGCUGGAAGGCCUGCCCUUCUUCUCCGAGGAGCCCGAGGACCUGGUGGUGGGGGCCGCCACCCCCUUCAACCUAAGCUGCAGCGCACAGGGCCCCCCAGAUCCGGUACAGCUGCUCUGGCUGCAGGACGGGGUUCCCCUGCACUCCCCGCUGGACGUCCUGGCCCGGCCCCCCUCCACACUGUCUCUGAGCGGGCUAAACGAGACCUCGUCCUUCUCCUGCGAGGCCCACAACGCAAAGGGAGUCACCACCUCCCGGACGGCCACCGUGAAAGUGCUCCCUCAGCGCCCCACCCACCUCCAGUUGGUGUCCAGCAGCCCCACGGAACUGCAGGUGUCCUGGGAGCCGGGGCCCAGUGGGAUAUACCUGCUGACCCACUGCACCGUCCAGGCAGUGCCGUCGGACGGGUCGGGGGCCGGGGGUCCAGACACCCCCCGAGGGGAGCCACGCACGCUCAGCACCGAAGUGCCCCCCUACACCCUGCGGCUGGACGGUCUACACCCCCUCACGGCCUACCACCUCCGCGUGGCCUGUGCCAGCGCCCAGGGGGUCUCCCCUUGGACUCACUGGGUGCCCAUGGAGACCCCGGAGGGAGUGCCCCUGGGCCCUCCGGAGCACGUGACGGCCCUGAGGAACGGCAGCUUGGCCGUGGUGCGUUGGCAGGAGCCUCGACGGCCCAUACCCGGGAUACUGCGGGGGUACAAGCUGGCCUACCGCGGGCAGGACGACCCCGAAGUUCUGGUGGACGUGGGCCCGAGCCGGGAGCUGACACUGAAACUGCGAGAGCCUUUGCAGAACCUCACGGUGCGUGUGGCGGCCUACACCGGCGCGGGAGACGGACCCUGGAGCGCUCCGGUGCCCCUUGCCCCCCACGAAGCGGAGGACGGUCCACCCGUGCGGCAGCAUGUCCAGGAACCACCUGCUCCCGCCUUCUCUUGGCCCUGGUGGUACAUCCUCCUCGGAGCGGGCGCUGCCACUGCCUGCGUCCUCUUCCUCGCCCUCUUCCUCGUCCAGCGCCGCAAGAAGGAGACUCGCUACGGGGAAGUGUUCGAGCCCAGCGUGGAGCGGGGAGAACUGGUGGUCAGAUAUCGGGUCCGCAAAUCCUAUAGCCGCCGCACUACGGAAGCCACCCUAAACAGCCUGGGCAUCAGCGAGGAGCUGAAGGAAAAGCUGAGAGAUGUCAUGGUGGACAGACACAAGGUGGCAUUGGGCAAGACCCUGGGGGAAGGAGAGUUCGGCUCGGUCAUGGAAGGACAGCUCAACCAGGAUGACCACGUCCUCAAGGUGGCCGUCAAGACCAUGAAGAUCGCCAUCUGCACCCGCACGGAGCUGGAGGAUUUCCUGAGCGAGGCCGUGUGCAUGAAGGAAUUUGACCAUCCCAACGUCAUGAGGCUCAUCGGGGUCUGCCUGCAGGGCAGCGAGGGCCAGGAGUUUCCUGCCCCCGUGGUGAUCCUGCCCUUCAUGAAGCACGGAGAUCUGCACAGUUUCCUGCUCUACUCGAGGCUCGGAGAUGCGCCCGUGUUCCUCCCCACCCAGACUCUGGUGAAGUUUAUGACGGACAUCGCCAGUGGCAUGGAAUACCUCAGCUCCAAACACUUCAUCCACAGGGACCUGGCGGCCCGCAAUUGCAUGCUGAACGAAAACAUGACCGUGUGCGUGGCCGACUUCGGCCUCUCCAAGAAGAUCUACAACGGCGACUACUACCGGCAGGGCCGCAUCGCCAAGAUGCCCGUCAAGUGGAUCGCCAUCGAGAGCCUGGCCGACCGCGUCUACACCAGCAAGAGCGACGUGUGGUCCUUCGGGGUCACCAUGUGGGAGAUCGCGACGCGGGGCCAGACUCCGUACCCCGGCGUGGAGAACAGCGAGAUCUACGACUACCUGCGCCAGGGAAACCGCCUCAAGCAGCCGCUGGACUGCCUCGAUGGGCUGUACGAGCUCAUGUCCAGCUGCUGGUCGCUGAGCCCCGUGGAGCGGCCCACCUUCGCGGCCUUGCGUGAGGAGCUGGAGUUCACCCUGAAGGGCCUGCCCCUCGCCCAGGACCCCGAAGAAAUCCUCUACGUCAACAUGGAGGACGGGGGGCGCCCGGGGGCGGCGGGGGCCCAAGGGGAGCCCGAGGGGGCCCAAGGGGAGACCGACUGCAAGGCCGGCUGCAGCUGCGUCACGGCCGAGGUCCACACCGCCGACCCGGCCGGCCGCUAUGUCAUGUGUCCCGCCCCGCUGGGGGACCCCCCCCCAGCCGGCCCCCUGCGCCGCCUCUGAGGAGGGGGCCUGACGGGGUGGCGGGGGGUCACCACGGACUCUGAAACUGGGAGCGGCUGGGAUUUCGGGGGGUCCCGCACCCCUGCGGCCCUGUCUCCCUCUCCCAACCGAGGUACUGCCACCUUCCCAGCCAAUGCCCCCUCUCCAAGCGGCCAACCUCCCUGCCCUUGCUCUAGUGAUGCCCACACACCCCUUAACCGCCCCUGCCCACCCCAAGCUGCCCCCCACUUCCCCCCCCGGCCCACCUGUCACCCUCACCCCCCUCCCCGCUGGGCCUCCUCUCAAGGGCAGCCCUCCCCUCGCCUCCCCGUGUACAGCCCUCGUGUACAGUGAGCGUCUGUGGGGCCACCGAGGCCAGGCCCGAGCCCUUGCUGCCAGUUUGCACUGCCAGGAUCACCCACAUAAAUACUUUGUAUCAA
Molecule: messenger RNA, 3372 nt
Organism: Tachyglossus aculeatus (Australian echidna)
Lineage: Eukaryota; Metazoa; Chordata; Mammalia; Monotremata; Tachyglossidae
Gene: AXL
Product: AXL receptor tyrosine kinase
Exons: 20
Coding region: 311-2953 (880 amino acids)
Biological process (GO): cell migration; platelet activation; protein phosphorylation
Cellular component (GO): signaling receptor complex
Molecular function (GO): transmembrane receptor protein tyrosine kinase activity; ATP binding; protein binding
Source: RefSeq, a predicted model, not a curated record